GGCUUCUCUGUUCAGACUUGUCUAACUAGUUUCAUUUCAACUAUUUGUAAUUUGUUUUAAUAUCUUUCAGCCAUAGACCUCUAAUACAUCUAGGAUGGCAUGCAGUUGAUUAGAAAGUCCAGCCCAGGGGCUGCAGACCUUCACGAUCGUGUUCUUCCUCCUGCAGAUGAUGUAUCCAACAGCAGGACUUGGCACCCGAAGCAGAGUUUUGAAACCAUGGAUGACUGCCCUCCUCCUUUUGUUAUUACUGACAGUGGUGGCAGUGACCAUUGGUGUUCUGGCUCAUGUGUUAGUCUCUGGACAGAAAAUGGAGUAUUAUCAUGCCACCUUUAAAAUUUCAGAUCUACGAGUCAAUAGUAAUUCUGGACAAAACAACACAUACCAACUUAAGGACUUACGGGAGAUGAGUGAGAACUUGGUGGAUGAGAUAUUUAUAGAUUCAGCCUUGAACAAGCAUUAUAUCAAGAACCAAGUAGUCAGACUGACUCCAGAGGAAGAUGGUGUGAAAGCAGACAUCGUUAUGGUGUUUCAGUUCCCCUCUACUGAGCAAAGGGCCUUAAUAAAGGAGAAAAUCCUUAGCAUCUUAAAUCAGAAGAUAAGGAACACAAGAGCCGUACCCAUGAGUGUGUCUUCAGUUCAAGUUAAUGCAAUGAGCUCAUCAACAGGGAAGCUAACUGUCCAAGCAUGCUGUGGUAAACGAGUUGUUCCAUUAAUAGUCAACAGAAUAAUGUCUGGAGACAUCGCAGCCAAGGCUGCCUGGCCUUGGCAAGCUUCCCUUCAACGUAAUAACGUACAUCAGUGUGGGGCCACCCUGGUCAGUAAUACGUGGCUCAUCACAGCAGCGCACUGCUUUACGAAUAAUGCAAAUCCACGUCAAUGGACUGUUAGUUUUGGAACGACAAUCAACCCUCCAUUAGUGAAAAGAAAUGUCAGAAGAAUUAUUGUCCACGAAAGAUACCACUUCCCAGCAAGAGAGUACGAUAUUGCUGCCGUGCAGUUCUCUCCCAGGGUCACCUUUACCGAUGACAUCCGCCGGGUUUGUCUGCCGGAAGCCUCUGCAUCCUUCCAGCCAAAUUCCACGGUCUAUAUCACAGGAUUUGGAGCACUCUUCUACGGUGGGAAAUCCCAAAAUAAUCUUCGAGAAGCCAAACUGAAAAUCAUAAGUGAUGAUGUGUGCAAGCAACCGCAUGUAUAUGGCCGUGAUAUAAAAUUUGGAAUGUUUUGUGCUGGAUAUCUAGAAGGAAUGUAUGAUGCUUGCAGGGGUGAUUCUGGGGGACCUCUAGUCAUAAAGGAUCUUAAAGAUACCUGGUAUCUCAUUGGAAUUGUGAGCUGGGGAGACAACUGUGGUCAAAAGAACAAACCUGGAGUCUACACAAAAGUGGUUUAUUACCGAAACUGGAUCACUUCGAAAACGGGCCUCUAAUUCACUAUAAAAGUUAGAUAUUGAGUGCUGUGAGCAAGCUAUAUAUGUAUGAGAAUUUACAUAUUCAGUGAAUGUAGUACAAUGAAGUGAGAUUAAAUGACAUUAUUUAUUAUAGAAUCACUUCAAUUAAGCAAUGACUCAUAGCCAAUUUAUAAGGAAUUUAAAUCCUUAUAAAUUUGCAAAGUAGUGGAUCAGUUUAGCCUGGAAGGGAGAAUAUAGCAGAAACAUUCAGUUCUUUACACAUCAUGCAAGCUGAAGUAUAAAAGAGGUGUAAUGCAAAUUUUUGAAAAUAAUCCAUGAUUUUUAGAAUGUCUUUGUCAAAAUGGUCCCUGUAAGUGAUAAAGUUUUUAGUCUCUUAAAGAGUUCAGGAAAACCUUAUAUAAUUUCUUAUCAUUUCUCCUGAGCUCACAAAUACAUUUUUAAAUUUUUCCUUGUUAUUCCAAGUUUUCCAAAGAGAUUUUUCACCAUUCACCAUAAUAUAUUUUCUACUUAUAAACUCUAUAGAAGGAUCUUUGGGGAAAAAAAGUUACAUCUAGGAAACAAAGUAUGGUGAAACGUCCCUAAUGUCUUAGUGAUUUUUUUAAAAUACAGACACAUAGAGAAAGAUAAAUACUGAUUUACAUAUCCAGAGAAAUCCUGAUUAAUAAAUAAGUAUACAUAAUAACUAGAUAAUCAAAAAUGUAUUUUUGGUACAAAAACUGGGGGAAGGUAAUGGUAACUUCAUGACUCAUGAAUGGCACAAAAAUUUGACAUUUCAUAGAUCCAUUUACAUGUUUGAACCACCAGGAGGUGGUUCUGUACAUUAUUGUAAGGUUAAAUGCCUUGAAAAAAAUUGAGAAUUUACUAAUAUGUUGAAUAAUCAAUGAGCUUCAUCUUUCUGCAUAAAAAGAAACAUUCGUACCUUUGAACGCUGCAGCCAAUGAUCUCUUAAGGCUUGGGGCAGUAGCCUAACUAUUGUAACCAUGAAACACUAGUUUAAAAAUUUUUUGAUAAAUAUAAAUUUUAGGACCUACCCCAUAGAACACAUGAACAAAGUGAUCUGAAAAAACAAACGUACCCCCAAAGCAUCUCAUGAAGACAUUAGGAGGGUCGGGCUUGUGGAAACAGUUACUCUGUGACAACGUCAGCUAAAAAUCAGGUUUAUGAGCAGGGUGUCUUUUAUUCAUAUAGGCCUAAUAGAAGCCAAACCACUGAAAAAUUGAGUUACUUGAAUACAAUGUCUCCUCAUGGGCUAUCAAUAAGGCAUGAAAAUAAUAUUGCAAUAAUUUAAAAGACACUAACAAAUUAUAC
Molecule: messenger RNA, 2713 nt
Organism: Neogale vison (American mink)
Lineage: Eukaryota; Metazoa; Chordata; Mammalia; Carnivora; Mustelidae
Product: transmembrane protease serine 11A-like
Exons: 10
Coding region: 167-1423 (418 amino acids)
Biological process (GO): proteolysis
Cellular component (GO): plasma membrane; extracellular region
Molecular function (GO): serine-type endopeptidase activity
Source: RefSeq, a predicted model, not a curated record